Aureobasidium subglaciale EXF-2481 is the source of this 1368-nucleotide messenger RNA. RefSeq lists its product as uncharacterized. Bases 1 to 1368 code for a protein of 455 amino acids. The record is from RefSeq and is a predicted model, not a curated record. Gene Ontology annotation, molecular function: NADP binding; glutamate-5-semialdehyde dehydrogenase (NADP+) activity. The transcript is spliced from 3 exons. NCBI's taxonomy places the organism in Eukaryota, Fungi, Ascomycota, Dothideomycetes, Dothideales, Saccotheciaceae.
AUGUCUCUCACAAACGGCUCACCCUCGGAAGCCGCAAGAGCAGCAAAGCUCUCUUCGCGUACCCUCGCCAUUCUCUCGACCGAAGACAGAAACUUUGCUCUCCAAUCCAUUCACGAUGCACUUUCCACCGCAAAGUCUGAUAUCUUAAAUGCCAAUGCUCGUGAUUUGGAGAUUGCGACAAAGAGUGCUGCUGAUGGAGAGUUGAGCCAGAGCAUUUUGAAGAGAUUGGAUCUUUCUAGACCCGGCAAGUUUGAGGAUAUGUUGAAGGGCAUUUUGGAUGUCAAGGGGUUGGAUGAUCCUGUUGGAAAAGUGGAUAUGCGUACAGAGUUGGACGAUGGUCUUAUUCUGCAACGUCAAUCAUGUCCCAUUGGCGUUUUGUUGAUCAUUUUCGAGGCUCGUCCUGAGGUCAUUGCAAACAUUGCUUCGUUAGCUAUCAAGUCAGCAAACGCUGCCAUCUUGAAGGGAGGCAAGGAGUCAACAGAAUCAUUCAAGACAAUCGCCACAGUCAUCUCCAAGGCACUGGAAAGCACAAAGGUCCCCAACGACUCAAUCCAGCUUGUCACAACCAGAGAUGCAGUAGACCCCCUGCUCCAACUCAGCCAGUACAUCGAUCUUGUCAUUCCUCGCGGAUCCAAUGAGCUUGUCCGCCACUGCCAGCGUAUGGCUCACAUGCCCGUUCUUGGUCACGCCGAUGGUUUGUGCCAUUACUACAUUCACCCUGAUGCUGAGCCUGAGAUGGCAGCAAGCGUCAUUGUGGACUCAAAGACAGACUACCCCGCAGCCUGCAACUCAUUAGAAUCACUGCUGGUCAACGAGGAUGCACUCAAGACUAUUCUGCCCGGUGUGGCAUCAGCUCUUCUCGCCAAGGGUGUUUCAUUGCGCUGCGAUCCCCAAUCAAAGGCUGUCCUUACAGAGACAUUGGACAAACACGAAGCCGUUAUGCUACAAGAUGCCGGCGAGUCAGACUUUGACACUGAGUUCCUCGACCUCAUUCUCGCCAUCAAGACCAUUCCUAGAACCGAAGACCCGCUAGUCGCCGUCGAUGCGGCGGUCGAGCACAUCAACAUGCACGGCUCUCAUCACACAGACGCUAUCCUCACAUCUUCUGAACAAACUGCCGACCGCUUUUGCAACGGUGUCGACAGUGCCUGCAAAUUCUGGAACUGCAGCACAAGAAUGUCAGACGGUAUGCGCUUUGGUUUCGGUACCGAGGUCGGAAUCAGCACGAACAAAGUACAUGCCAGAGGACCUGUUGGUCUGGAAGGUCUUUGCAUUCACGAGUACAGAAUCAAGGGCUCUGGACAAGGUGCAGCGAUGUAUGGUGCAGGUGGCAGCAGACAGUGGAAGCACAAGAAGCUGCCUCUCUAG